Rhagoletis pomonella (apple maggot) is the source of this 1551-nucleotide messenger RNA. RefSeq names its product IST1 homolog. Bases 340 to 1551 code for a protein of 403 amino acids. Lineage: Eukaryota; Metazoa; Arthropoda; Insecta; Diptera; Tephritidae. The transcript is spliced from 7 exons. Gene Ontology annotation, biological process: protein transport. The record is from RefSeq and is a predicted model, not a curated record.
AAGUAAAAUGGGUGGAAAUCAAAAUGAUAAUGAUGCACUGGACGGUGAGAAUAUCGAGACGUUGUAACAACUAAAUUAAAGUUUUUCAGACCCAAAAUCGAAACAGCGCAAUCUUGUAUUCUGUCGGUGUUCAGUUGCCUCGUAUAAACAGGCGCUAAAGAGAAAAACUUGAGAAUACGGCAACUUCUUAUUGAAACGUCAUUUCUCUUCGACGUCACUUUUUGUUUAAUGAAAAUGGAUGAAAAUGAGUCACAAAAGUAUUUGUGAUUUACAAACGACGUUUAAUUAAAUCUAUUCUAAACGUUUUAUUAUUAUCUGUAUCCCGGAAAAGCAGUAGAUAUGUUCUCCAGUGGUCCAAACUAUACAAAGUUAAAGACGAAUCUUCGUCUCGCUUUGAAUAGGCUUAAAUUAUUGGAAAAAAAGAAGGCUGAACUAGCGCAGAAGGCACGAAAGGAAAUUGCAGAUUACUUGGCCACUGGGAAAACGGAGCGGGCCCGCAUUCGAGUAGAGCACAUUAUACGUGAGGAUUAUCUUGUGGAAGCUAUGGAAAUAAUUGAAAUGUACUGUGACCUCCUCUUGGCCCGUUUCGGUUUAAUUACGCAGAUGAAAGAAUUAGAUGAUGGCAUUGCUGAGGCAGUAUAUAGUUUAGUGUGGGUGUGCCCGCGCCUGCAAAGUGAUGUGGCCGAACUCAAAGUGAUUUCCGAUAUUUUCAUUACUAAAUACGGGCCUCAAUUUGCCGAGCAUUCCCGUACUGCAACGGGAGAGCAUCAAGUAUCUGGAAAAUUGAUGAAUAAACUCCAGCUUCAAGCUCCGCCUAAACUUUUAGUGGAAAAGUAUUUAAUCGAAAUAGCUAAAAAUUAUAAUAUCGAGUAUGAGCCCGACCCACAAGUAAUGCAAGAGGAAAAGGCCAACAGCGAUCAACCACAGGCACAUUUAAUUGAUUUAUCAGACCGAAAUAACUUGGGAGGUGGUGGUGGAGUAGGUCCACCACCUCAAAUGGGUUUUAUUGGCUACCCCUCACUUCCUCCUCUGCCAGACCCUCCAGCAGCAAAGCCAUUCAAUUAUCCACCACCUUACGGUCCAGGGCCGGGAUCUGGUGGUGGUGGAUCUGCAGCGUCUGGAGCCACUCCACCACAGCCGUUUGCCUAUAAUAUACCACCAGCUCAAUCCAAUUAUGAGCAUAAAGAUUUAAAUACUUCUUUCAUAAAUGAAGAAUCGUCAACGGCAUCCGGUAUUAACAGUGAAAGCGGUAGCCCAGAUGAAAAUAUCUUGCGACCUAAACAGUACGAUGAUCCCCCGCCGCGAUACUCAUCAAUUAAUCCCUUUAAUAUUCAGGAUAAAAAUAAACCUAAACCGCAGCCACGGCAAAAAUUGCCCCCACCAGGUCCAAGCGCUCCACCAGUUUUACCAGAUAUACCAAAUUUGCCAAACGUUCCAAGUGAUUUGCCGGAGUUCCCGGCGGAGGAACCAAAGUCAAAUAAUACUGAUAAUGAUGAUAUAGACUUUGAUGAUCUAUCGCGUCGUUUUGAAAAUUUAAAAAAACGCAAAUGA